Messenger RNA from Actinia tenebrosa (Australian red waratah sea anemone), 1394 nucleotides. RefSeq lists its product as uncharacterized. NCBI's taxonomy places the organism in Eukaryota, Metazoa, Cnidaria, Anthozoa, Actiniaria, Actiniidae. The record is from RefSeq and is a predicted model, not a curated record.
AUCUUAUUACUAUUUUUUUUUUCACGGUGCAGAAGUGACCCCACCUGAUCGUACAAAUUUCAUGAGUAGCUGCAAUCUUAUUCCUUUCUCGGAGGACAGCUUUGAUUACGAUCCUGAAGUUUACAUUCCAAGGCUUUACGAUACCACCAACACCUCAAUCAAAGCCGAACUCAUCAUUCUGACACCAGAGAAAACGAAACUCCUAGAAACUCAUAAAAUCAAGCCACCAAACAGAAACAAAUUGAUACGUGAAAAGAUCGACAAAGCUGUGCUUCACUUGCAAGAUGGUUGUGAUGGUGGACUUCGAGAGAUGCAUCCAAAGUCACAUGACAAGAUUCUUGACAGACUGAAGUUUGCCAUCAGACAAGCGGUGGAGAUUGCAGUCGAUGGAGGUAAACCAACACAGGAAUCGAUAUCGAGAAGCAUCGACAUGAAAAGGCUUCUGUUUGGUUUUGAGGAUGGCCAUCAGUACAGCAAGGAUGAUUACUGUGCUGUCAUCUUGGAAACUGUAAACAUAGUUACAGAGGAUUUGCAGGGCACCAAGACGCCUUACGAUGGAUGUCAACAUGUCGUGUUUUUUCAACCGAAUGAAAGCCGAAUGAAAAAAGGAAAAACCAAAAAUAUCCAGAUUUCGUAGUUGAUUAGUUGGUAUUCGUACGAGAGCGUUUUUGAGUUCAUAUUAACGUAGUAUCCAUUUCAUAACGAAUAAAAACUAGUGAGUUAAUCUCGGUAUGUAUAUAAUAACCUUUUUUAACUUGGCCGUGUAAAUAAUGAAUAUGCAAAGGACAGCUUAGGAAGAGCAAAGCAAAACCAAAGCAUUUAGGCAGUUACUCGAUCGGAUAUCCUGGAUUUAUUAUAUAGAUAUCGAUGAAAUACCAGGUUUUCUCUAGUGUCGAAAACUUGAUAUCUUUCACCAGUGGAAGAUACCAUAUCUUUCGCACGUGAAGAUAUCGCUGCUGAAUCGGCUUGCUAUUAUAUAUAUAAAUUGCGCGCCCAUGUAAAUUCCUCGAUAUAUUAUUGAAAAACUGAACUGCUGAACAACUAUAGACAUAGAUAUACACCUACUUGCAAAACAAUUGUCAUAGAGAAAUUGAAAAGGAAACGUUUAGUAACUUAGUAAAUUAGUAAACUUAGCGAUUAGGAAUACAUUAUCACUGACGUCAGACUCGUGUGACCCAAUCAGAUCAUACUAAGAAAAAUGCCAGGCAGCGCUAGAAUAUUCGUGGUUUUAGUUACGUAAAGUUUUCCCAGUGUCAAAGCUCUUGAAAUAUUAUAAAUGUUUAGUAUUUUUGUUAUAUCAACUUAUUUAUUUACUGAUAGCAGCAAUGUGAAAAAAUAUUCAUAUGAUCAGCGAUAAUUCACGCCAGUGAUAAUUUAUUCCUAAUCGAUAAAUU